This is a messenger RNA of Toxotes jaculatrix (banded archerfish), 1802 nucleotides long. It is a transcript of the gene ppid, whose product is annotated as peptidylprolyl isomerase D. Gene Ontology annotation, biological process: protein folding; protein peptidyl-prolyl isomerization. NCBI's taxonomy places the organism in Eukaryota, Metazoa, Chordata, Actinopteri, Toxotidae. The record is from RefSeq and is a predicted model, not a curated record. The coding region runs from base 58 to 1170 and encodes 370 amino acids. The transcript has 10 exons. Gene Ontology annotation, molecular function: protein binding; peptidyl-prolyl cis-trans isomerase activity.
CCAGUGCACCGGCCGGGGUUUAGCUAGGCUAACCGAAACAAGUGUCUUGUCCUUAAAAUGUCUCACCCAACACCGUCUGACAAGCCUUCAAACCCCGAAAACCCCCGUGUCUUUUUCGAUGUAGACAUCGAUGGAGAAAGAGUUGGCCGAAUAGUUUUGGAGCUGUUUGCUGAUAUCACUCCCAAGACUGCUGAAAACUUCCGGGCACUCUGCACCGGAGAGAAAGGCACUGGCAAAUCGACCGGGAAGCCGCUGCACUUCAAAGGAUGCCCGUUCCACAGAAUCAUCAAGAAGUUCAUGAUUCAAGGAGGUGACUUCUCCAACCAUAAUGGCACCGGUGGAGAGAGCAUCUACGGGGAGAAGUUUGAGGAUGAAAACUUCCACUACAAGCAUGACAGAGUGGGUCUGCUAAGCAUGGCCAAUGCUGGGCCGAACACCAACGGCUCGCAAUUCUUCAUCACUACUGUCCCCACGCCACACUUAGAUGGAAAGCACGUGGUCUUUGGACAAGUGUUGAAAGGGAUAGGGGUCGUAAAAAUCCUGGAGUCGAUUGAAACUAAUGAUGAUGCCCCUGUAAAGCUGUGUAUCAUAGCAGACUGUGGUGAGCAUAAGGACGGGGACAGCUGGGGCGUUGCACCAAAUGAUGGAUCAGGGGACACCCACCCAGACUUCCCCGAGGACUCUGACAUUGACUUUAAAGAUGUUGAUAAGGUUCUCUCUGUUGCUGAGGAUGUGAAGAAUAUUGGAAACAACCUUUUCAAGAAUCAGAACUGGAAAGCUGCUGUCGACAAAUACAGCAAAGCCCUCAGGUACCUGGAGGUGAGCAGAGAUCAGCUGGAGGAGGCGGCGCAGCAGAAGCUGGAACCCACGGCCCUUAGCUGCUACCUCAACACAGCAGCCUGUGGGCUGAAGAUGCAGCUGUGGCAGGAGGCUGUGGACAGCUGCAAUGAGGCUCUAGCGCUGGACCACGCGAACACUAAGGCACUUUUUCGGAGGGCCCAGGCCUGGCAGGGGGAAAAGGAAUACAGCAAAGCCAUGACUGAUCUGAAGAAAGCUCAGGAAAUAGCUCCAGAAGACAAAGCUAUCAGCAAUGAGAUGAAGAGAGUGCAGCUUAAAAUCCAGGAGGAGAAGGAGAAAGAGAAGAAAAUCUAUGCCAAAAUGUUUGCCUGAAGAGUUCACCUAAUGAUGCAAUGAAUUGUUAACGUCGUCAUCUCUACUGGGAGCUGCACUUAAUAAGAUAAGCAUUCUGUAACCAGGUGAAAAAGAACAGUAUUUUUAGUUGACAGGUUCUUUCAUGUUUUCCAGCCGGCACAAUUCUCAAUGUCUGUAUCCUUACGAGGGAGUAACUGUUGUACGUUUUGAUCUGUCUUCAUUCUGACGUGUGUGUUCACUGUAAUGAAUAGUUGGUCUGAUGCAUGGCUGACUCCACUGCUCUGAAAACUGGGUAACCACUCGGCGCUCGUCUUUGUUCUGGGGUUUUGCAACAGUUCAGGAAACCAGAAUUACAUGUUGUAUCACAUACAGAACAUCCAUUCGUUUUUAUUUUUUAUUUUUUUUUUUAUUUAUUUUUUUUUUACAGAGGUAAAUAAAUCAAAAAGGACAGCAGUGGAGCGUUCUUCAUUCAUUAUUAUGAUAUUAUCAUCUAAUGACAUUAUGUACAAUACUGUGCGGAUCAAGAGGUGUCAAAAUAUACCUGCAAUAACAAGGCUAAAAUAAACCUUAAUUUAAGAGCAGCUUGUUUUCUUGUUCCUUUACAGAUUUUGAAGGAAAUAUAUUAUUACAGUUGGUCAAGUACUUCUUUU